Molecule: messenger RNA, 1518 nt
Organism: Chelmon rostratus (copperband butterflyfish)
Lineage: Eukaryota; Metazoa; Chordata; Actinopteri; Chaetodontiformes; Chaetodontidae
Gene: mcur1
Product: mitochondrial calcium uniporter regulator 1
Exons: 9
Coding region: 62-967 (301 amino acids)
Biological process (GO): calcium import into the mitochondrion; positive regulation of mitochondrial calcium ion concentration
Cellular component (GO): mitochondrion; mitochondrial inner membrane
Source: RefSeq, a predicted model, not a curated record
CGACAGUCUUGGGGUGUCCAUAGACGGAAGUGCGGCUGCUGGUGAAACACCAGCUUCAACAAUGGUACUUCAGCAGUGUCACUCGCGAUUCAAAGUUUUUGGAGUGAACCACCCAGAAAAGUGGCAUGACCUUUGUGUCACUCAAAACAGAGUUAGCAGUUCUGUGCCAGCUCCGUCGAGCAUUCAGACCCCGACCACAGCGCCGUGUGCCCGGCGCGUCGCUCCGCCUUUCAGCGGCCCGGAGACGCCGCUGUGGAGGAGACGAGCUCCCGGACUGGAGGCUGCGCGUCUACCCGCAGCAAGAGAGCUCAGCACCUCCAUCCGAGUAUUCCAGUAUGACCUGAAACCAGGUGAAGCAAAGUCUGAGAGCGGGAGGCUUUUGUUUGACACGCACGCCGUAGUGCGACUCUUUGAGGAAAACGGCUUCACGACUCAGCAGGCUGAGGUGCUGGUUAAGAUACUGGUGAGGAUGACAAACUCUAACAUGGAUGUCAUCUAUAGUGACAUGGUGACCAAAGUGCAGCAGGAGAUCAUGUUGCAGCGUGUGAUGUCUCAAAUAGCAGCCGUGAAGAAGGACAUGAUAAUCCUUGAGAAGAGCGAGUUCUCAACUUUACUGGCAGAGAACGAGAAACUCAAGAUCCAGUUGUUGCAGCUCAAGGUCCAACUGGCUGAUGUCAUGAAUAAAGUUCGCUCAGACACAAUUUUGGACAUGAAUUUGGAGAAAAGCCGUGUAAAAGAACUGAAAGCAGAGCACGAGAAGAAGCUUCUGGAAACGCGAACUGAAAUUAUGGAAAUGACUGCAGAGCAAGAUCGUCAUUUAACUCAGACCAACAUGAAAAUAGACACUGAAGUGGCUGGUUUGAAAACCAUGUUAGAGUCUCAUAAGCUGGAUACUAUAAAGUACCUCGCAGGUUCAGUGUUCACCUGUCUCACUGUGGUCUUGGGUUUCUACCGUAUUUGGAUGUAGACCGGAAUAUAACUAUGAUUUUCAUUCAACCCUGGUAACACUUGAACUUUCAAUAUAUCUCCUCUCUCACAUUGGAAAGUUUGCAUUUAUUGCUUCUUAUUCUUAUGUGAGAGGUAGCGGGCUCCGCCACCAGAUAGCUGGUGGAAGUUUUUGAAAUAAUGAAAUUUUGACUCUUAGAUUAUCUAACCCCCACAGAGCUGAGGCCAAUCAUUUUUUGGCUGCCGGAAACAUUGUUGAUUAAUGUACUCAUCAUUAAAAAUAUUUUGAAAUGACCAAUUUUAUUCUGACAGGAAUUUUCUGUCACCUGCAUUCAAAGAAAUGUUCUGCAGACAAUUUAAUACUGACCUCUUAUUCAGAUAAUACUGUUUGAAAGUGAAGUUUUUAACAUUAUGUAUUUAUUUUGUAUAUGUAUAUAUCAAGCUGAUGAUUUCGACCACUCUGUAUUAUCACAGAUAUUUAACUUGUAUCUAUCUUUCUGCCUUGUGGUUUCAGAAAUGUUUUAACAAGACUGAUUGAAUGAUAUUAUUUCAAUAAAAUGAAUUGUCAACAAA